This is a messenger RNA of Phanerochaete carnosa HHB-10118-sp, 1164 nucleotides long. RefSeq lists its product as uncharacterized. The transcript has 2 exons. Bases 1 to 1164 code for a protein of 387 amino acids. The record is from RefSeq and is a predicted model, not a curated record. Lineage: Eukaryota; Fungi; Basidiomycota; Agaricomycetes; Polyporales; Phanerochaetaceae.
AUGCAUCGCUCCGCGAACACGCGUGUAGCGCAGCAGCAGCCCCGUCAGCCCCCUCCUCAUACCUCAAAGGGAACAACUGCAGCACAAGUCGAAGAAGGUAUCAUCAUGCAAGAUAUCGAGCUUGGUCCUCGACGCGUCAUUUGUGUGGCGCCGGGUAGCAUCUGUCGCUUCUACAAGGCUCGAAAGCGACCCCGACACAAGACCAAACGGCCUCUCCACGUUGCAGAGCUGUCUUGCGAGGAGGAAGAGCCAACAUAUCAUUGGCGGGAUCUCGACGGAGAAAGGAAGGCAAAACUUCGACAGGGUGGAUAUGGGCUCUCUGAUUUUGGUGUCAGCGUACAAGAUGGUGCUCUCGAAGAACAGCAUACGGCCAUCAUGGAUGCUGCCACAGACGACAACGACAGCGAGCGGUCUCACACCGCAGUCAACGCUGGAAUGCUGUCUGCAGAGGAAGACGUCAAGGUAUCCAGCUGCACCUUCAAGACCUCUUUCACGCUUCGCUUGGUCCCAGCGAUCUGGGACACAGGCGAAAACAGCACCACUCCGAGUUCGGAUAACGACGACGACAGGAGGUCGGAUACGACGCUCGGCGUAGACAUGCUUGCUAUCGAGGGAAAAAGUCCCAGGACACCAGAAGAGACGCUGUCCUCGGAGGCUGAUCCCCCGAAUGCGACUCGGGAAUCGUCAGCUUGGUCCGAUGCACCACAUAUCCAAGACCAAGAUGACGUGCUACAUACGCCGGUGCAAAGAAGCCACCGACCGCCGCCUGCUGCCAGCACGAAACCCAAGCCCAGAGCCGCGCCCGGGCGCUACCCCUGCCUGUACCGCGGCUGCGGCAGGACGUACGGCCUGCACAAGGACCGCGUGCGCCACAUGGACACGGCGCACGGCGCGGCGGGGUACGGCUGCCUGCGGUGCGACAAGACGUUCUCGCGCUUCGACAGCCUGCAGCGCCACCGCCAGAACGCGCGGCUGGACUGCCACGGGCCGCUCACGGUCGCGGACAAGGCCGCGCACGCGGUCGGCGGCGCGGACUGGCUCGCGGACGUGUCCGGGCUCGUCGAGCCCGCGCAGGACGACCCGAUUCGCGAGUCGUUCCGAGACGCGGGGCGGCUGAGAGAGGAGGACAUGGCGCGGUUUGGGCUGGGGGUGGUUCGUGGCUAA